AUGGCUGAGUUGGUAGCGUCUGAGGACGCGGAAAGGACGCUGAAUAACGCCUUGGUUGCAGGCGGUGAGCCGGUUCAGCAGGCCGCCAUGGAUGUUGAUAUGGCAGAAGCGAGUGGCGUUAGAAAUGCUGAGCUGGAGGAGCUCAAGGUAUGCGGUCAAAUGCAUAAGAAAUUGAAAGAGGCAGAGAUUGCAGUGGUAGCAGAGGUAGCGCGGCAUUGGCGCAGUGGGGAUGCAAAGAGAGAUAAGUUUGAAGCAGUGGCGAGAGCUGCGAUACAGGCAGUGGAGGAGCAGUUAGACUGCCUGAAGGGUCUGUAUGCCAAAAAGCGAGAGGAAAACGUGGGAGUGCGUGAACUCAUGAUUUCCUUGGGCUGCGGAUCACGUGUGGAGAUGGUGCAAGUGGUGGAAGAGCUCGUAGAGAAAGCGAGUGUGCUCGAGGAGGUGCAGAAGUGCACUGGGUGGGCCGAUGAGGACCUUGUGCGAGAGUGUAGUGAGUUGAAACGAAAAUUAACUAGUCUGUCACGGAAGAACCACGAAAUACUCUCGUUGCAGCGCCAACUCGAGGAAAAACAAAGAGAAAUUGACCAAUUGCGCGCCGAGCAGGCAGCAGUGAAGAAAGGAUUGUCGGCGACUGAUGAAGCAAUCCCAGGUACGUCGUGUCAGAUCAGAUCCAAGUAUGAUUUGGAAGGUCUGAAAAGAUUGAGAAAUGCAUGGAGUGGUGAUGAUAUUGUCUUGCAGAAUGGGCGAGAGUUGCGGCCGGCAUUGAAUCGCUUGACGCGGGACAGCUCCAGGCAGUGUUUAAGGAAGACAUUGGAGUCGAACGGUGAGUGCAGAGCCGUUUCAAGUGAUGAUGAAUUAAGUGAAAUUGAUAGCCACUUAAGUUCGAGAUCGAGUAGGUAUAGUGGUAGGAAUAGCUCAGCAUGUAGCCACAAUGGCAUGAGUUCUUACCUAAAGUACAUAGCUUUGCCUGAGGUACGAGUAUAUACUGGCAGAGAUAAAAGCUACUCAUGGGAAAACUUUUUGGAAUCGUUCCAAUUAAAGUACCCGGAAGAUAGUUGGUCCCAGAAGGAGCUGAAAGCGCUGUUGAAGUCUAAGUUGAGUGAUAGGGCUAAAGCACAAUACGAGGCACUUCCGAGGGAAGUAAGGCAUGGGCCUUAUGCGGGUAUUGUAGCUGCUUUGUCUAAAUCCAAUCGAGUCGAGGAGAAGACCGAGAGGAUAAGGGCCUUAGGGAAACUCAGAAGACUGAAAAAGGCAGAGGCGCAGACAGUGGCGGAAUACUGCGUCGAGCUGGAGAGGUUGUCGGCCAGGGCUUAUCCGGAGUUGGAUGAGGGGGCAUUAGCGACAACAAGGGCGCAACAGCUGUACGAGCAGAUAGUACAGUGGCCAGAAUCGUACUACUUCUUAGAAGCUAUGGAAAAGGAAGGGCCCAGCGCGUAUGAAAGCCUGAAGGAGGCCGCAAUGCGCGUGGAAAGAAGGAGGCUGACAUUGGAGAGUGCUAGAGCUCAAAGCUACCACGCAGCAGGAGAACGACUGGAGGGCACAUCAAGGCACGAACGGUCAAGGGUACCGGCCAAGAUGGAAAAGAGUAUAAAGAGAGAUGAAGAUGAUAACAGGCGACAAAGUGAGUUGCCGAAUAAAGAAAAGGAAGAACCAAGAUACAAAGAAAAGGGAGGACAAAUGCAGUGCUUCAAUUGCAGAGGUAAGGGUCACCUGGCAAGAGAGUGCAAGGUCAGAAGGGAGCUUGGAAGUAAAGCAACUGAGGUAUUGCUUGAGGAAACCAAGCCACCCAGGGCCCCGGAGAAGCGAUGUCCUUCAAGUGUAGUGCCACCGUUUGGGAAGAAGUCCGUUGCAAGUGUGACGAUUUUUGGCAACGCUUGGUCUGCGUUGCUAGACACGGGAUCUGAAAUUUCGAUUCUGCCGCAAAAGGUGCUGCAGAGGAUCGAAGAGGAAGGUCAUCGGCUGCAAGAGUGCCCGAUGGACCUGCGUAAAAGGAUUCUGGAUGCGUCGGGAAAUCGGAUGAAGUUCCUGAAGGUUGUGGAAGUGCCUCUAAAGGAAGGCACUGGGACAGAGAUAACCUUGCAAAUGCAUGUAUCAGUGCAGAAAGGGCAUAUGUUGGUUCUAGGCACGAACGCACUGCAAGCAAUGAACUAUACGUUAGUCAGACGACCAAGUGAAGAUUGUAGAAAGGGCGAAGUGGCGGAGGAAGCGUUGGGGAAGCCUUCGCAAGAAGCCCAAAGUGCAAGUAAAGCCACAGUAUGUAAAAGAGUUUACGUAGCCCCUGGUGAGUUCAAGUGGGUAGCGAUCAAGGGUGACGUGAAGCUCAUUCGAGAGGAUGGCACCACCGUCCAUGUGGUACCAAGGCUGGAAGACGAGUAUGAAGUGGCCGACACAAUGCAUUUUCUUCAUGUUAAGUUCCGUUGCGAUGGCCAACCAUUUCCGGCGUUGGAAGGCAGAGCAGGCUUCCCGUUAGAGACAUGUCGUUGUAGUCGAAAUACGUUUGUAAAAGAUAUGUUGUCUGAAGUACCCCAGCCGGCAUGUGAGGAGCGUAUCGAGUGUGUUCUGGACGCCGCGCGUGUCUUAUCCAUAUGGUGGGAUCCCGGCUCGAUAUCGCUGAAGGUGCAACGGAUAAUGGAUCGUUCGUAUCAGGUGCUGAGGCCGAAAGCAGUGGGAUUUGCGUAUGCUUUCUUCCGACAUCGGUGUCUGCACGUCGGGAUUAUGGCUGGAACGGUUCCCCAGAAGGCGUUGUUUUGUCAUUCGCAGAUUCAAGGCUGGUCGCUGGAUCUGACGAGGAUCAUAGAGUAUGGCUGGAGAAUCGGAAGACAGAUGGAAUGGAAACACGUCGAGCAGUCGGUGCAAAAGGCACAGGAGCAUAGUCGUACAGUCGUCGUGGUGCCCGAAGUUUUGCACAGGCUCAAGCAUUGCUUGACGAGCAGUCGGACAGUGAUUUUCUACUACAAGUCGUUCCGGGAGGUCAGAGCUACGAACACAAGUCUUUUUGCGGACGAUAUCGGAAAAGUGGUUUAUGUGCUGCCCCCUAAGGAACCGGCGGAUCCGUUCUCGUGGUUGCAGUUCGUGAACGCGAUCAACUUGUGGUUAACGUGUGGAGCGCACGUGAUUGUUGUCAACGGACCCAGAUCGUCAGAACUCAACAGCUGGGACAGAAUGAAUGAAAAGGCGAGAAAUCAUUUGAAUGGGUAUGUGGACACGUAUCCAGCAUUUCUCAGCCAACUGCACUACUUAAUACCAUCGGAGCCAGGUGUUCUCAGCUCGGCUAUGGCCUGUUUGAAAGUUGGAUUGGUGCAAGACCAGAAGAGGUGGUGGGCCGUCGAUCAGGCCGUGGAGUUCUAUGGAUUUCUUAGGCACCAAGUGAAGGAGUUCGUGCAGCUCGAGUCCGUCAAGAUUCCGAAAGCCUUGAGACCGAGGGGUAAUCCAUCGGUGGUUGUUCGCACGCAGUCGUCAGGAGGGCCGGCGAUAAGGGAUGGACGGAUUUCCAAGCGCCAUUUGAAGCGUGUGGAAAAAAGGAAACUCCGAAGUCUGCAGCGAGCGACAGAGAGAAGGCUCGACGAACUCAGUAUGGAAUAG
Molecule: messenger RNA, 3579 nt
Organism: Haemonchus placei
Lineage: Eukaryota; Metazoa; Nematoda; Chromadorea; Rhabditida; Trichostrongylidae
Source: the annotation of a GenBank genome assembly